Dufourea novaeangliae is the source of this 4136-nucleotide messenger RNA. Its product is annotated as serine/threonine-protein kinase GIN4-like. Gene Ontology annotation, molecular function: protein serine/threonine kinase activity; ATP binding. Gene Ontology annotation, biological process: protein phosphorylation; positive regulation of apoptotic process; intracellular signal transduction. NCBI's taxonomy places the organism in Eukaryota, Metazoa, Arthropoda, Insecta, Hymenoptera, Halictidae. The coding region runs from base 225 to 3908 and encodes 1227 amino acids. Gene Ontology annotation, cellular component: nucleus. The record is from RefSeq and is a predicted model, not a curated record. The transcript is spliced from 8 exons.
GGAAGAUUCGGAUUGGUUCGAUCGGCGGUCGACUUUGAUCCUGGGGAGAUCGAUUCAGUGCCCUCUUCGAUGCCCUCGGACUUACACACGCGUCGCGAUCACCGAGGUACCGCAAACCCUUCACGACUUGACGCGAGACCGUGUUGGCCGUCGGUUCGUGGCUGCUCGAUGUGAAACUGUCGUGUUUUGUUUACAACGUGUCGACGAAUCGAAGAGAGGAGAACAUGAUCUACCAGCCGAACCAUCAGUCACCGACCAUGUCGUCCGCGAGGAAGACUUCACCCCGGCUUCAGCGACGGAACAUGCAAGCGUCGCCGGGCAAGUGCGUGAACGCGAAAGCGAAACGUGGAAACGACAGAACUGGGAACGAGGAUAGGUGCAGAGGACGAUGCAGAGUGCAAUGGAGCGAGAAACACGUGAAGGAGGGUUUGGUCCUCGUACAAGAAUCGCAACUUGCCAGGGUGGUGAAAACGGGACCGAUCACGGAGCACUACGAGAUCGACCCGAAGCCGUUUGCAAACGGACAAUGGGCGAAAGUGUAUCGAUGCAGAUCGCGGUCCACUGGCAUUCUCUACGCUGCCAAAUACUCCUCGAGGAACCGUUUCAACGCGGAUUGCAGCGCGGAAUUGAGACACGAGAUCGCGCUAUUGUCCCUUUGCUCGCAAUCCCCGCGCGUUGUACGGUUGCACGACGUCUACGAAACGCCCAAGGAAAUCAUCCUGGUGAUGGAAUACGCACCCGGGGGCGAUCUUCAGACGCUCAUCGACGGCGAUUUGGUGCCCCUCGAAGGCGACGUGGUGCACUUUGUGAGACAACUAGUCGAAGGACUUGCCUACCUCCACGAGAGAAAUAUCGCCCAUUUGGACAUCAAGCCGCAGAAUUUAGUGAUGAUGGGCAGCUUCCCGGAGUGCGAGGUUAAGCUUUGCGACUUUGAAAUCUCGAGGGUGAUACUGGAAGGGACGGAAGUUCGAGAAAUUCUUGGGACGCCGGAUUACGUGGCGCCUGAGAUCCUUCACUACGAACCGAUCACGUUGGCCGCCGACAUGUGGUCCUUGGGCGUGACGACCUACGUUCUCUUGACAGGAUUUUCCCCUUUCGGCGGUGAAACCGACCAGGAAACGUUCCAAAAUAUAUCCUUGGCCGAGGUGGACUAUCCCGACGAACUUUUCGGAGAUAUUUCGGCGCAGGCUAAAGACUUUGUCGCGAAGCUUCUGGUGCUAGACCCAUGUGCACGGAUGACGGCAAAACAAUGUCUGCGUCACGAUUGGUUGCGCGGCGCACCCACACAGGCCUCGCCGCAUCUCCGAAGAUACCUGUCGAAAUCGAGAGAAAUUUUAUUGGAACGAGUUGUCAGCCGUGAGAAUCUUCGAAGAGCGGCGCUUUUGAGCCAGGCGAGCAGUCAAGCGAACCUGUCGAGCGACAUACAGGAAUCGAAUCACUGCGAUCAGAGCUUGCAGGAUUGUAUGCUGAGUCAAAGCGAGAUGUGUCUGAGUCAUCGUCUCACCGGAAGUCGAUCUAGUCUCGAGGGUAGCGAAGAUUUCCCGAGUCCGGCGGAAUCACGCACCAGUUUGAACUCCUCCAGGACCAAUUUAAGUUGCGCCAGUCAGAGCUGCUUGCUGAACAAAGAGCAAACGCAAGGUUUGUUGAGUCGCGCGCAGAGUCGAUCGCAGGCGAAUCUGAAUCACGGUCCGAAUCGAGGACUCUUGUCUAGAAUACGAAGCCUGAACCGUAUACAGUCCCAGGCGUGUUUGCUCAAUGGAAACUCCGCGGAAGCCUCGAACUCGCUGCAAACGCGAACGACGAUAAAUCCUGUGAUCAGCCAUUCGCGCGAGAAGCUUUACGGUUUGCGAUCGUUGUCCAAGUCUCAAGGGGUUUUAGACAUAUAUAGAAGCCUCGAGUGUCUCAGACGAAGAAGGAAGAGCUAUCAACGCGCGAAAACCGAGGACAUGUUGCCGAUCUUUACGCGACUUGGCGCUGAGAUCGACACCUCGAAUUCAUCGAAUACGUCGGACGGUUCGAUUACGACCACCUGUGACCUCAAUGAUAUCCACGGAUUCGCUGGCGACGAUGUACGUUCAGCCGAACCGAAGAUACAUCGCGAUAAUAACAAGAACGAGAAUGUGUCCGAUCUACAGUUACCAGAUCCGGGCGUAGAGAAUGAUAUCAAAGUUGUUGUUAACUUUCCGAACAACGAAACUUCGUCGGCCAUGGAGGACAUCGAGAACUGCCGGGACGAAUCCAGAGAGUUAACCUUCGAGUCCGAGGAGAAUUUCGACUCGCUGAAAUCCAUAGAAUCAGACACGUUGACCGAAGAUUCGGAUGAAACAGCGCCAACAGUCGAUCGCGAUGCGAAACCGGGUCUAAUCGCCGGUAAACGUACCUGCCAACGACAACAUUCCGACGCCUCGAGUCAUUCGAAUAAUUCCGCGACGUCGGACGACAAAGAGGACCGAUCGACAGAGUCCGAAAACGAGGAGCCAAAGUACACCGUGGCGCAGCUCGUGUCUGCGUUCAACAAACACCAGGAAGUCGCCUCGAAAUCGAGCUUGGAAGCGAUAAUGACCGAGAAGAGAAUCAACGAGCUGACAUUUCCAACCGGGACGAAAGCACUGAGGCUGUUUAUACCGGACAUCGACAUCACCGAGAAUAAAAUCGUUCGACGAAAGACGAGUUACAAGCCGCGAAAGAACUGGGAAGAGUUACGGAAGAAGAACGAGAAAAACGAGGGGAUAUUGAAGAAUUUCGAUCAAGAUUCGGGCAACGAGGACGACGACGACGACGAGGAAAACGAGGACAACGACGCCCAUGAAAAAACGACGAACGAGGCCAACACGAUCGCUACCUGCGACUUCGCGAAUAACGAAACGAUAUUGAACGUUCGAAUUACGACCGAAAAAAGCGACAAGGACCAUAUCUGCUCAUCUGACGAUCGUUGGUCAGUUUUACCGUCUAUCGAGAUCAAUGGCGAUUCCAUUUUUACGGAGAACAUGGAUGUUCGGGAGAACGUCGAUACCAGAAUCGACGAGAAGUACAAACGUUGCGUAAAAGGUGCUAAAACGAUGAACGCGACCGAAACGGUGGAGAAAUGUGAAAAGACACGUUUGCUUCUCGAGACGUCGUCUGUCUGUCCGAAAGAAAGACUGCCUAAUUAUAUCUACUCUGAAAUAACGUGCCAUAAUAAAGAGGUCCCUCAGGACACAGCCAAGAAGACGUGUUCCGUGAUCUCGAAUGGGAAAAGUAAUUCAAGGGUGCAGAGAACAGAUCGGUCAAAAGGUAUGUACAAUCCAGCAUGCGCGAACGUGAAUCUUAAAGAUAUCUUGCAGAGGGUUGACAGCUUUCAAAAUACACCGAAAGAAAAUUUGGAAAAUCUACGUAAAAGGACAUCGAUCGCCAAGACAAUUCUAAACGACAACACACCGCCGUACGACAGUCACGACGCGAAUGGAAGUUCUCGAGCUCGAAGCGAGCCACCUGCGGGCUCGUGUCCGAAGGAAGAUAAUAAGAUGAAACUGGACGUGCCACCAUCUUUCGUCAGAUCGUCCUCCUUGUCGAGCGACAGCAGCUGCCCAACACCUUCCAGCAUACAGUCGGACACGAAUAUCUCAUGGGAGGACGUUCAUCAUGGCACAGCAAGCUCGAGCCUCCCUUUGGAGAAGGAAGAUUCUGGCAAGUAUCGCAAGAGGAACGACAUUCAAAGAAUUUCCAACGAGAGAAGAAACAAACAGUGCACAGACGAUAAAAGGCUGUGGGGUAGAGUUUGCACGGGAUCUUACAGCAGAGCGAUGGAGAAAUUUAGUAAGAACAGCGAUACGACUAAAAAGCCUGUCAGUCAAGUGAACGGAUCGCAACAGAACGAGAAAACUAGACGUAAAAGCAGCCCUGCGAUGCACCAGCACGUCAGCCCGUAAAAAUAGAAAUCUCCUAAGUACACGAAGACUGAAUCUAGAGUUUGGCCUUUCCUAAUUACAGUGACUCAGGCCGGAAGAGAAUAUUUCCGCCAAGUAAAUCCUUCUUUUCGCGAAUACCUCGUCGGACUGAGAACGAGAUAUGUAAUCCAUUCUGAACAUGAUCCUUGAUAAACGUUCACGGGCAUCGCUGAAAUAACAUCGUGCAACGACAAUGAUAAUGCAGUUGUC